AUGUGGCAAACAUGUAUCGCCUCUAAAACACCGACGAUCACUAUGAUGAGUUCUGUUUCCGUCAAACAGUCCAAUAAAAAGCAGACUUUUAUGAGACAAUCGCGACAUCGGAAGGACGUGACCAUCGAUGGCAAGCAUCGCAUCACCGAAGAGGAGCUCAUCGAUAGGGCGGUCGUCACUCCCGAAGACGUGAUCCGUUUGCCAGCGAUUACUAAACAGUACUUAUGCAGUCCUGACGCCAAUGUAUACGACAUAGAGUUCACUCGCUUUAAGAUCCGAGACCUGGAGAGCGGACUCGUGCUCUUCGAGAUCGUGAAACCCCCGCCUCCCGAACCCCUCGAUGACGGCCGACCCAACGAUGACGACCAGGAGAUGGACGCCAAUUGCGGCCGUUUUGUUCGCUAUCAGUUCACCUCUCAGUUCUUGAAGCUGAAGACUGUGGGCGCCACUGUUGAGUUCCGGAUUGGAGACAAACCCAUAAACAACUUCCGGAUGAUUGAGCGCCACUUCUACGGCGACCGACUCCUCAAGACAUUUGAUUUCAACUUUGGUCCCGACGCCAAUGUAUACGACAUAGAGUUUACUCGCUUUAAGAUCCGAGACCUGGAGAGCGGACUCGUGCUCUUCGAGAUCGUGAAACCCCCGCCUCCCGAACCCCUCGAUGACGGCCGACCCGCCGAUGACGACCAGGAGAUGGACGCCAAUUGCGGCCGUUUUGUUCGCUAUCAGUUCACCUCUCAGUUCUUGAAGCUGAAGACUGUGGGCGCCACUGUUGAGUUCCGGAUUGGAGACAAACCCAUAAACAACUUCCGGAUGAUUGAGCGCCACUUCUACGGCGACCGACUCCUCAAGACAUUUGAUUUCAACUUUGGGUUUUGUAUUCCCAACAGUCAUAACAGUUGUGAACAUAUUUAUGAAUUUCCGUCUUUGAGUCAAGAAUUAUGCGAUGAAAUGAUUGCUAAUCCGUUUGAGACCCGCUCUGACAGCUAUUAUUUUGUGGACAAUAGACUAAUAAUGCAUAAUAAAGCCGAUUAUGCAUACAAUGGAGGUCUGAGUUCUGUCGGCCAAUAGAUAAGAACAAAUUAAAUCAUACGUCCUAUAAAUCAAUCAAUUUUUGACCAAAACUUUAAAUACAAAUAUAAUGCCGAGACUUUAAAUGAUGGGUUCAAUGUUUGCUUGCAAUACACAAUCAUAUGUGCUAUUAUUAUACAUUCAAUAGUGUGUAGUUUAUACUGUUUGUUACAUAAAUAUGAAUACCGGUAAUAUUGAUUACUUGAUUCUAAUUAUAACACAAACCAUAAACGUGUUAUCGCUAUUAUGGGUCAUCCCAUACACCAAGUUAUCCCAUCGUUUGCCCCUUCAAACCCUCUGUGAUGUGCAGUAAACACCGAUUCCAAUCCAAACACUGCCCGCAAACAUGCAUUCUAUCAGAGCUUACUGUAUGUGUAUUGCGAGUCCUGCGGAGUAUUGCAGGCAAACACCAUUUGAAGCCAUGAUGUGAUGUCUCGGUAUACAUAUACUGUACUAACUAUUCUAUAAAAAGAAAAUGAUUUUAUUUUCAAUUGUGAUUUUAGGUGAAAAAUCUAUUCUAUCUGUUGAGCUAAUAGUAUAUUAUUGUUGACAUACAUUAUAUGUAUGUUUUAUUCUAUAGUCAAACGCAAACACUUGUUAUGAGAUUUUAAAACAUAAAAACUACAAAUAACAGGAAAACACUUAAAUAUACAAAACUCUGUUUUAUUAGACUUUUUUAGUUUUUUGGUUGUUUUGAACUCAUAUUUUGAUUAUAGCGUAUAUUUGUUUUGUGUUUAUUAUCGAGGGUUUAGGAGUGAUAUUGUAGUACUAGCUAUAGUAACACAACAAAUACUAUCAUAAACUAACCAUAAGUAAUAACUUAUACUAUAGUUUUUACUAUUUAACUAAUAUUAUAUGUUAUAUUAUAUAAGAGUGCAGUAAAAGUUUUUUAUUUCUGUCAUUAUUUGGCAAUUAUUAUAACAAAACAUACAUAACAACAACAUUUCCAUUAAAAUUCAUGAUUUCGACGAAAAAAUCAAUAGACAUAACAGAAUGACUAGAAAUAACAAAUUUUAUGCCACUUUUCUAUUCCACUUAUUAUCCGUCUAUUACUAUAACUAACGAUAAAUAGGUUGAGAAAAGCCCUCGAUUUGAAUGGAUUUAAACGAUAACAUAUACCGUAUGUUCAGUACUGUAUUUGGUAUACAGAAUAUUCUGUGAAAACUUAAUUACAUUGUUCUCAAAACCAAUACAGUUAUUGAUUUUACGCCAGCUUUGAGUCAUUGCCUGUGACUCACUGUUAGUUAUUUAUAUUUAAUUAAUUAAUUAGUUAUUUAUUCAUAAAACUGAUAACGAAUUAAGACAAACAAAAAACAUUACAUUAUUAUCACAAUUCAAUGAGAGACUGAAAUUUACUGCAAUAACUCUCUCGUAUUUAUUAUUAUUAUUGUGUUAUUUAUUAUAUUAAUAUAUGUUAUAUAAUAAUGAUUAUUAAAAU
This is a messenger RNA of Medioppia subpectinata, 2509 nucleotides long. The record is from the annotation of a GenBank genome assembly. Lineage: Eukaryota; Metazoa; Arthropoda; Arachnida; Sarcoptiformes; Oppiidae.